UAAAUAAUGAAAAAGGCUUUGCCUUUGUCGUUGGGUUUGGCUCAGUCAUUCUUUAGUGGACUGUGGAGCGAAAAUGGCGGACACCAAAUUGAAGAGGCCCCAAUCUGUGCCCGCCAACUACGUCACCCUCAACGACCUUAAAGAGCGCUGGCUCAGAGACCAGGAACGACAGCAGGAGGAAGAACGACGGCAAGAGGAGAAGAAACGACGGGAAGAGGAGGAGAAACGGCGACGAGAGGAGAGGGAACGGCGAGAAGAAGAGCUCCGCCAGCGGAAGCUCCGAGAAGAAGAGGCGAAGCAGAAGAGGCAAAACGCCAUCGUUCGGAACCUGGAAACCGGUUCCAAGCCUAGUUAUGGUGGUAAUCGGGGACAGCUUCGGCCAGUUAAUCGGAGUGUUUCGGAGUUCGGUGGGGCUGAGGUGGAGGCGAAAGGAAGCGAGGAAGAAAAGCCGAAGAAAAACGCUGUCGUUAAGAGAGCCGAAACCGAUGACAAGACGAGGAAUCGCGAGAAUCGGGCAGAGUUUCGGCCGGUUUAUCGGAGUGUUUCGGAAUGCGAGGAUAUUGAGCUGGAGGGAAAAAGAGGCGAGGUAGGAGAACCGAAGGAAAACGUCGUCGUUCGGAGAACCGCAACGGGUAACAAUUCGAGAAAUGGGAGUGACCGGGCACAGUUUCGGACGGUAAAUCGGGUUGGUCUGGCACCCUUGCUGGCGGGGGAAAGAAGUGAGGAAGCAGAGGCGAAGCAAAACGCCGUCGUUGGAAGAACCGGAACCGGUAACAUUCCGAGAAAUCGGAGUGAUCGGGCACAGUUUUGGCCAGUUAAUCGGAGUGUUUCUGAGCGGGAGGGGAAAAGAAGUGAGGAAGAAAAGCCGAAGCAUUACGCGGUCGUUAAGAGAGCCGAAACCGAUGACAAGCCGAGGAAUCGUGGUAAUCGGGAAGACUUUCCGCCGGUUAAUCUGAAUGUUCUGGAAUGCGAGCAUGCUGAGCUGGAAGGGAAAAAAAGCGAGGAAGGAGAGCCGGAGGAAAAGUUUCGGACGGUGAAUCGGGUUGGUCUGGCACCCUUGCUGGAGGGGAAAAGAAGCGAGGAAGAAGAGGCGAAGCAGAACGCCGUCUUUCAAAGAACCGGAACCAGUAACAAUCCUAGAAAUCGGAGUGAUCGGGCACAGUUUCGGCCAGUUAAUCGGAGUGUUCCGGAGCGCGAUGGGACUGUGCUGGAGGGGAAAAGAAGCGAGGAAGAAAAGCCGAAGCAAAACGCUGUGGUUAAGAGAGCUGAAACCACCGACAGACCGAGGAAUCGCGGUAAUCGGGAAGAGUUUCGGCCGAUUAAUAGGAAUGUUUCGGAAUGUGAGGAUGCUGAGCUGGAGGGAAAAAGAAGCGAGGAAGGAGAGCCGGAGGAAAACGGCGUCGUUCGGAGAACAGGAACGGGUAACAAUCCGAGAAAUCGGAGUGAUCGGGCGCAGUUUCGGACGGUGAAUCAGGUUGGUCGGGCACCCUUGCUGGAGGGGAAGAGAAGCGAGGAGGAAGAGGCGAAGCAAAACGCCGUCGUUCAAAGAAUCGGAACCGGUAACAAUCCGAGAAAUUGGAGUGAUCGGGCACAGUUUCGGCCAGUUAAUCAGAGUGUUCCGGAGCGCGAUGAGACUCUGCUGGAGGGGAAAAGAAGCGAGGAAGAAAAGCCGAAGCAAAACGCUGUGGUUAAGAGAACUGAAACCGCUGAAAGACCGAGGAAUCGCGGUAAUCGGGAAGAGUUUCGGCUGAUUAAUAGGAAUGUUUCGGAAUGUGAGGAUGAUGAGCUGGAGGAAAAAAGAAGCGAGGAAGGAGAGCCGAAGGAAAACGGCGUCGUUCGGAAAACCGGAAAGGGUAACAAUCUGAGAAAUUGGAGUGAUCGGGCGCAGUUUCGGACGGUGAAUCAGGUUGGUCGGGCACCCUUGCUGGAGGGGAAGAGAAGCGAGGAGGAAGAGGCGAAGCAAAACGCCGUCGUUCAAAGAACCGGAACUGGUAACAAUCCCAGAAAUCGGAGUGAUCGGGCACCCUCGCUGGAGGCUAAAAGAAGCGACGAAGAAGAGCUGAAGCAAAACACCACAGUUGAAAGAACCGAAAUUGAUAACAAGCCGAGGAAUCGGAGUGAUCAGGGGCAGUUUCACCCGGUUAAUCAGGGCGUUUCAGAGCUCGAGGUUACUGAGCUGGAGGGGAAGAAAAGCGAGGAACCUAGAGGAGAAGAAAUGGAAGAAGAAGAAGAAGAAGAAGAAGGGGAAGGGUAACAGAAAGUGGAAGAAGAAAGCUAGGGAAGAGGAGGAGGUGACUGAGAAGGAAGGUGGAGUGGACGAGCCUCUGGUGAGUGGCGAGAAGGAAAACGAUCAGGCGACUGGAAAGGAAGAAAAGGGAGUUGGAAUUGAAAUUGAAACUGAAAUUAGGGCAAAGAGCGAGAAUGUGGUUCUGGCGGAGGAAAUUGUACCGAAAUUUGAGGGUUUAUCGGUGGAUGGUAAGGCUGGUAAUGGGGAUGUUAAGCUGAGGAGGUGGAGUGGAGCUGAUCGCCGUGGUAACGGUGAAAUAAGGGAUUAUGAUAAGAGGGUAGGCCGCUUCCAUUUACAGAGACAGAGGGGUUCUGGGUUUAGGCUUUGGGUUAAGAAAGGCGAGGUUGGUGACAGCAAUAGCGGCGGAGUUCAGAGCUUGGAGGGCAGUGAUGCUGUUUCUGGUCCGAGUGGAACAUCUUUGAAUGCAAGUUCACUGAAGUUGGCUGGGAAGACGAGCAAGAAUUAUCCAACACAGAGGUGGCGAAGCAGAUGUGAACCGAACUUGUCACGCUGAUGCAGUGGUUUAGUUGAUGACUUGUAAAUCACCGGAGAACAUGCGUAUUUCGGUUUGAUGAUUGACCUAAUCAUUAUUCGGGUACUUUUACUUGAUUAAUGAUCGUGAUUUCGUGUGGAACUAAUCGUGAUUUCGGCAUUUGAAUUUCAUGUAUAAAAAGAUGGUGAUGCUCUGUUGUCGAAAUGUGUCGGUAUAUUUCAUGACUUUCAUUAGAAUCUCGAUUUCUCUUAA
Molecule: messenger RNA, 3032 nt
Organism: Pyrus x bretschneideri (Chinese white pear)
Lineage: Eukaryota; Viridiplantae; Streptophyta; Magnoliopsida; Rosales; Rosaceae
Product: trichohyalin-like
Exons: 3
Coding region: 74-2254 (726 amino acids)
Source: RefSeq, a predicted model, not a curated record